This is a messenger RNA of Trypanosoma theileri, 1614 nucleotides long. RefSeq lists its product as uncharacterized. The record is from RefSeq and is a predicted model, not a curated record. NCBI's taxonomy places the organism in Eukaryota, Euglenozoa, Kinetoplastea, Trypanosomatida, Trypanosomatidae. The transcript has a single exon. Bases 1 to 1614 code for a protein of 537 amino acids.
AUGGCACGCCGUGGAUGGGUAUCUUCAUCGUCUCCUCCUCCUCCUUCUUUAAACAGAGGUGAUAACUCCAGCAGUUCUGCUCUGCAGAAUUACUUCCUUGCUCGUGAUAUAAGCGAUGAAGAAUGUGGUGCAGUUGAUCAAGAAAUUAUGCUAAUGACAGAAGAAGAAAAAGAAGCCUUUGUUCGAAUGCAAAACGAAUUAGAAGAACGACAUUUAUCGGAAUUUUAUAAUUAUUAUGGUAAGAGAACUUUACCGUAUGUGGAAGAAGGGGAAGAUGAGUAUAGUGAGGAUGAGGUUCUAGACUAUUACGAUGAUAAUGGUUUUCGUCCCACAGGUAGCAGUGUUGAUAUGCGAAUAGAAAAUCCGAAUACUAUAUCAAGUGUGUAUCUUGGUGAUCACCACCGUCGAGUUAACUCAACAACUAAUAAUAGUCAAAGUUUAUUAAUGUACCAACGCACACGACGUUCAAGAGACCGAGAAGCUCAACAUCAAAAAAUGGAGUUAGAGGAUGAAUUUACCUUCCAUCCUCAAAUCAAUCCAUCAAAUGUUUCAUCCCGUUAUAUGAACUAUUCAAAAAGAAGAGUUCGACCAUCAAUAUCAUCAUCAUCAUCAUCUUUAUUAGGAGUGGCAGCAACAACAACAACAGCAGCAGCAGCGGUAUCAGGUAAUGCAACAGAGGAUUCAAAUUUUAAACCUGUGGUGAAUCGACUGCGCCGGUCCUCACUUUCCGAUCGAUUAAAUCAAUAUCUUAAUACACCAGUACAUCUGCGUCUGAACCGAACACCUAUUGUUUCGCCAAGGAAAUUGAAGAAAGAACAACAAGAACGAGAAAAAGAACAAAAGGUACUACAACAGCAUGAUAAAAAUUUACAAUCACAUGGUGCUGGUGAUUUGUCUCGUAAAAAUGGAAAGGAAAAUAAACCUUUAGAUUCAUUUUUACGUCGACUUGAAGAAAGCAAUCGACGGAGAGAGAAGAACCUUGAGCACUUAACAAUGAUGUAUGAGAGUGAAUUAACAUUUCAUCCUGAACUGGCCCCUGGUACUCGACGAAAGAAAGUUUCAUCAGCUCGACAACGAACAUCAAGUGCUUGUUCAGUAGAAGAGAGAAAGGGAAAAAAAAACAAUCUUGGGAAGGAAACAGCUACGACUAGUUCAAACGAUAAGGAGGAACGAUACACACCUCAUAUUAAUGUUAGAUCACAAUCCAUGCGUCGAAGUGUGGAUGACCUUCGUAUUUUUGAGCAAAGACGACAGCAACGUCUACAAAAGUUGCGAAAAGAACAGGAGUUAGAAGCAUCAAGAGCAGCACGUGAGGCAUUUUCUAAUGUUAUGACUCUUAGUGCUGGAUCACAACGACUUGCAAAGUGUCUAUUUGGUGAGGACAUCACACACGAUGCCAUUCAGCAGUAUUUAGAACGACAGGCCCAUUCAAGAGCAGCUGCACUUCGCAUGGAGUAUGAGGCAAAACAACGUGAAGAGGAAAUGCAGUUUACAUUUCGUCCAGAGGUUCACUCAGCACCACCCUAUGUACAAGAAAUUGCUCGAGAGCUUGCUGUGAAUAAGUCCCUCGCACCUAAGACACCCAAACCGAGACCAGUGUUUCGGUUUUCAUGA